AUGUGUUCUCUAAGGUUACAAGAAAUAGCACACCUGCAGGAAGAAAAUCUAGUAUUAAAAAAAGAACUGUCCAAAAAGAAAUUAGACAAGGAAUUCUUGAAAGAUGAUAACUCUAAAGUUAAAUUCUACACAGGGCUGCCUUCUUUUGCUUUACUAAUGGGGGUGCUACAACAAAUCAGCCCGAGCUUGCCAGACACUGACAGGAAAAUUUCCCAGUUUCAGAUGCUCUUGUUGACUCUCAUGCGUUUAAGACUCAACCUUCCAAUUGCACAUAUUGCACACCUCUUUGAUAUUAGCCGGACAACCACUUCCACUGUGUUUAACAUUACUGUAAAUGUGUUAUACGCUCACCUCAGUCCAUUGGUGCACUGGCCUGGAAGACAUUGCAUACAGGCCAGUAUGCCACACCAGUAUGUAGAGAUGUUUGGUGACCGGGUGACAGUUAUUGACUGUUUUGAACUGUUCAUAGAAAGGGCACAAAAUUUACGCGCCAUGGCGGAGACAUAUUCUACAUACAAAAGCAGACACACAAUGAAAUAUCUCAUUGGCAUCACACCACAGGGGACCAUCUCUUUCAUUUCUAAAGGAUGGGGAGGGCGUACCAGCGAUAAACGAAUAGCUGAAACAUCUGGCUUUCUACAGAAACUUUCACCUGGGGACAUAGUGCUCGCAGACCGGGGUUUUGAUAUCAGGGAAAGUGUUGCCUUAAUGGGUGCCACUUUAAAAAUUCCAGCAUUUACACGGGGUCGCAGUCAGCUACAAGCAAAAGAUGUGGAGGACACACGAAAACUGGCACAUGUCAGGAUCCAUGUUGAACGCGUUAUAGGCUGUCUACGGUCCAAGUACACUAUCCUAAACGACACCAUCCGUUUAGGUUUUGUGGUGCCAUGCGAAGGUGAGAACAUGACUUUGCUGGAUAAGAUAGUCGCUGUAUCAUGUGCGCUCACAAAUAUGUGCCCAAGUGUUGUUGUGAAGCAAGCAAGUGAUGAAUAA
Pelmatolapia mariae (spotted tilapia) is the source of this 993-nucleotide messenger RNA. RefSeq lists its product as uncharacterized. Lineage: Eukaryota; Metazoa; Chordata; Actinopteri; Cichliformes; Cichlidae. The coding region runs from base 1 to 993 and encodes 330 amino acids. The transcript has a single exon. The record is from RefSeq and is a predicted model, not a curated record.